This is a messenger RNA of Rhopilema esculentum, 1958 nucleotides long. RefSeq names its product splicing factor 3B subunit 2. Lineage: Eukaryota; Metazoa; Cnidaria; Scyphozoa; Rhizostomeae; Rhizostomatidae. The record is from RefSeq and is a predicted model, not a curated record. Gene Ontology annotation, cellular component: nucleus; U12-type spliceosomal complex.
UCGAGGUGUACUGCGUGCGCAUAACUCAAUUUCUCAAGAUGGCGGUGGAGGUUGCGUUGAAAGGUAACCAAGAGGAAAGAGAGGAUGGUCAAACAGAGAAUGUGGCUGAAAAUGAAGAAGAGGAAAUGGCCAAUGAACCUGAUAUAAUGGAAAAAGAUACAAAAGAAGAAGCGAAAGAAUCCGAUGAUAAAAAGAAAAAGAAGAAAAAGAAAAAGAAAAAGAAGACUAGAACUCAACAAGAAACAAAGGGGGCGUCUGAGAGACCAGGGAUGGUAGACGAUGGACCAGAAAUUGAAUACGUCCCAGAGAACGUCCAGAUUCCAGUUGGUGAUCCAAACUAUGCCGCAUUUGCAAAGAUUUUUGAAGCCUUCAAGCUUGCAGACACGGUCUCAGCCAAAGAUAUCAAACAAGAAAUAAAGAAGGAAGAAGCGGCACCGGUAAAGAGGAUUGAAGAAAAGGACCCAAUUUUGGAAGAAGAUGAAAUUGAAAGGGGUGAUGAUGAGCCAAAGAAAUCGAAGAAGAAACUUAAAAGGGAGAGCAGGUUAACAGUUGCUCAACUAAAGCAGCUAGUCCACCGUCCUGAUGUUGUCGAAAUGCAUGACGUCAACGCCAAAGAUCCCCGCCUUCUUGUUUACCUCAAGGCAUACAGGAACACUGUUCCAGUUCCACGGCACUGGUGCUUUAAGAGAAAAUACCUUCAGGGAAAAAGAGGUUUUGUUAAGCCUCCAUUUGAACUACCAGAGUUUAUCAAGAACACGGGCAUUAUGGAAAUGAGAGCUGCGAUGCAGGAAAAGGAAGAUGCAAAAAAUAUGAAAGCCAAACAGAGAGCCAAGGUCAGACCAAAGCUUGGAAAAGUUGACAUUGAUUAUCAGAAGUUGCAUGAUGCUUUCUUCAAAUACCAAACGAAACCAAAGAUGACAAUGCAUGGCGAUCUUUAUUAUGAGGGAAAAGAAUUUGAAACGAAGCUGAAGGAAAAGAAACCAGGAGAUUUAUCCGAUGAAUUAAGAACCGCCCUCGGAAUGCCUGUUGGACCGGGAAAGCAUUUGAUACCACCCCCGUGGCUGAUUGCCAUGCAGCGUUAUGGACCGCCACCGUCCUACCCAAACUUGAAGAUUCCCGGCCUCAAUGCUGCAAUCCCGGAGGGAGCCUCGUUUGGUUACCACGCUGGUGGAUGGGGCAAACCUCCUGUCGAUGAGCACGGUAAACCGCUAUAUGGUGACGUAUUUGGAACGCAGCCCCAAGAAGUCCCAAUUGUUGUCGACGAUGAUGAAAUAGACCGGACACCUUGGGGUGAACUUGAAUCGGACGAGGAGUCGGAAGAAUCUGAGGAGGAAGAUGAGGAAGAAGAGGACCAUACUGGUCUAAUAACACCAGGAGAUGCUGGUCUUAUUACACCGAGUGGCAUAUCAUCGAUACCGGCUGGCCUAGAAACGCCAGAUAUAAUCGAACUAAGAAAGCGAAAAGAAAUCGAAGAUCUAAUGGAAGCAGGCAGUGAAACACCGUCCCUGUUUACAAUUUUGCACGAGAAGAAAGCAAAUGUUGGUGCUGCAAUGAUGGGAUCCGCUCAUGUUUACGAUUUAAAUCUGCCUGGAGGAAAAAAGACUGCUCCGGGAGAAGGCGUCGAAAUUGCUUUGGAUCCGAGCGAACUGGAACUCGACCCAGCUGCAAUGUCGGCUAAAUAUGACGAAACGAUAAAAGAGCGGGAGAAAAUCAAAGAGAAGGAGGAUCUCAGUGAUAUGGUUGCGGAACAUGCAGCUAAAAAGAAACGAAAGAAACCAACCGACAGUGGAAAGGCAGCAAAGAAGUACAAGGAAUUCAAAUUCUGAUGCUUGUUAGCUGUUUGUAAUUGAAACAGUGUAGGUGGGAAAGAAUAAAAGGUUUUUUGUAUGUAGAUUAUUAUUUGAUUACGAAAUCUGCUUAAUUUUAAGGAUUUCAUAUAUGUUUUACUCUUUUGUUGA